Messenger RNA from Diutina rugosa, 1290 nucleotides. RefSeq lists its product as uncharacterized. The record is from RefSeq and is a predicted model, not a curated record. Gene Ontology annotation, molecular function: ribonuclease III activity. The transcript has a single exon. The coding region runs from base 1 to 1290 and encodes 429 amino acids. Lineage: Eukaryota; Fungi; Ascomycota; Pichiomycetes; Serinales; Debaryomycetaceae. Gene Ontology annotation, biological process: RNA processing.
AUGUUGGCAAUUGCUGCGCCCAACUACUUACCCAAUCCACAAGUCGAAGCUAUUAGCUUGCCUCACCAUUUCAGUACUUUGUUAAAGAUUCCUUGGGUUCGGACCCACAUGUUCCACCAUGGCUGUGAAUUAUUUAAAUUGGAAACUUACCGGAAAAUGCAAUCAACGUUAAUGAAUGGCGGAGGGGGUCAAAUCAAGAAUACUAUUCAUGAUCUGAUUCCGUUCAUACGAAGGGAAUCACAAGAAAACAGCGUCACGGGUCAACAACUACAGCAAUUUUUAAACUUGAUGGCCCAGGAAAUACGAGUUGCAACGCUUUCGGCGGGGCAACCGAUGACUACCUUCAAUCAGAAGCUCCCCCUUUACCGUUGGAUCUUCAUUCUGAUUAGUUACAUAUCUUCAGUUGAUAUUGGUCUAGAUGUGCGAUUCUUUGUGGAUCGCCUUUUGCAAAUCUACAUUGAUGCUAAUAGCCAGCGAGUUAACUUAAUACCUCGCAUAAUAACGGAUCCCAUUGAGUUUGAAGUAUUGGAAAUGUUGCGAGACUAUAUUGAUUGUGUCAAAGUUAAUUAUGAGCAACUAUUUGGGACAACAAAACGAACAAUUGUGAUGACCCCGACUUUGAGGGAACCAAUAGACUUGCCAAGUUUGCCGCCAAUUCAUGAUAAAAAUCUCCUUAUCAGGGGUUUGAUGCACCGCGAAACCUAUCGUGCUUUGCUACGAAGUCACCAUCCUUUUGGAAAUCGGCUCCUUGAGUUAGGGUAUGGCUUGGACCCUCGUAAUUAUAAUGUCCUCAAAUUUGAGUUCUCUUUUUUCGACGGUAUGGGAGACUUUUUCCUAGCACAUGAAGCUCUGGUUCUUUUAUAUGAGUUGUAUGAUAAGAGCAGGUUAUCUGAAAUGAGAUGUCACCUAUACCACAUGCUUCGGUUGAUCUUGGGUACAAACACCUUAUUGGCUAAGCUCGCAUUUGCUUAUGGCCUUCACCAAGGAAUUUUAGAUGAUGAGCUCAAUGGAGUCAUUAGGAAGGAGUACAUUCCCACGUACGGCUCGAUGUCAUCGAAGCAGAAUGACGAUGAAAGAGUUUAUCAAGAGGAGUUUUUGGGUGAUUAUUUUGAGGCUUAUGUGGGGGCCCUUUUCUGGGAGCAACCAAAAGUUGCUGCCGAAUUUGUUCGAGCCAUUUAUCAUAAUGUAUUGGAAGCUAUUACGAAACAACUACCGCCAGACAUUUCUUAUUCUCAUUGGACGUGGAAUGUCAUAGGUCGUUCACUCGUCGACAAACGCACCUAUAAUUGA